Messenger RNA from Malassezia restricta, 1047 nucleotides. RefSeq lists its product as uncharacterized. The transcript has a single exon. NCBI's taxonomy places the organism in Eukaryota, Fungi, Basidiomycota, Malasseziomycetes, Malasseziales, Malasseziaceae. The record is from RefSeq and is a predicted model, not a curated record. The coding region runs from base 1 to 1047 and encodes 348 amino acids.
AUGAACCAGGUGGCUGUGCGACAGCGCGCCGACGAGCGCCGUAUUGAUGUGCAUGGAAAUGAAGAAGAGAAUCAGCAUGUACCACUGACGCCACGGCAGCGGGCUUCGCUGCGCUUCCUGCAGAUCAACACGCCUAUGAGUUUGCUGUGCUGCAUUGCCACUGGUCUGAUUUCCACGCUCAUCGUGCCAUCCAUGCACUAUGUAUUCCGCAGUCAGCCCACCUAUUUCACUAUGGCGCCACGCAUGUUUCUAGCGUACAGUAUCGUCAUGCUGUUCUUUGAAUUUGGGUUCUGUUUGUUGUCUCUUAUCACGCCGAACCCACAUACACAGCGCUGCAUCGUGCAGGGGGCGGGCUCACGCCUCGCUCUGAGUAACUAUAUACUUUCCAUGUGGCUUUUGUGUCGCAUCAUUGACACAAACAUGACGAUGAUCUUGGGCUCCAUUGUGCUGGUCGGCAUUCUGCUGCUUACCGCGACGAAUGGUUUGGUGCUGCGCACCAAGUACCGUCCCCGGUGGGUCCAUCCAUUUGAGCUGCUUCUUGUGCAUGUGCCGAACAAGCUGGUGCUCUUGCUCGUGGGACAGGUGCUGCUGUGGGAUCAGCUUAUGCUUACAUGGGGCUGGGAUCGGAGCAUGGGACGACAUGCUCUGGGAGAAGGGCUCUGGUUUGCCGCCCUCGUCCAGUCGCUGAUUGGUAUCGCGCUCGUGGUGUGGAUAUCACUCACGUCCGAUGUGUCGGUCUACCUUGCCUCUGUGUUCCUCGACAUUGCGGUGCUCAAGUUCCACAAGAUGCCUGUGAUCGGACCGAAUUCGCGUCCCUUUGUGCUAUCCAUCAUCUUGAGUGUGUCUAUGGGCCUUCGCACGAUCGCCCUGAUUCUGCCGAUGAUGCUAGACAAUGGGUUUCUUGUCAUUUGCCACACGCACCGACGCCAUUUGCCGGAAGAACGCUACGACGAAGCGGUCGUCGCCCCAGCAUCUUUGCCCCCCGCUGAGCAGAACGAACGCACACGGUUGCUGGCAUCGCGUGACAUGGCAUACGGCACCACAUAA